Messenger RNA from Trichechus manatus latirostris (Florida manatee), 803 nucleotides. It is a transcript of the gene TLCD2, whose product is annotated as TLC domain containing 2. The record is from RefSeq and is a predicted model, not a curated record. Lineage: Eukaryota; Metazoa; Chordata; Mammalia; Sirenia; Trichechidae. Gene Ontology annotation, biological process: membrane assembly; plasma membrane organization; phospholipid homeostasis. The transcript has 4 exons. Gene Ontology annotation, cellular component: plasma membrane.
AUGUCGCCCUUGGGGCUCCUCAUGACAGGCGCGUUCUUCGCCGCGUUCCAGGGACUUCACUGGGGGCUGCAGCUGCUGCCCACGCCUGGACCUGCUGCUCAAGACCGUUGGAAGUGGCGGAACAUCUGUGUCUCUCUGGUGCACAGCUUGCUCGCAGGGGCUGGGGCGCUGCUCGGGCUGUCACUGUACCCUCAGAUGGCCACCGACCCAAUUCAUGGCCACCCGCGCUGGGCCCUGGCGCUAGUGGCUGUCUCCACAGGUUAUUUUCUGGCCGAUGGAGCUGAUAUUCUACAGAACCAGACCUUGGGCCAGGCCUGGGACCUGCUCUGUCACCAUUUGGUGGGAGUAAGCUGCCUCAGCACUGCCGUUCUGUCCGGCCACGACGUGGGGUUCUCCGUGGUGUCUCUACUCCUGGAGCUGAACUCUGUCUGCCUGCACCUGCGCAAGCUGCCGCUGCUUUCUCACUAGGCACCAUCCCUGGCCUUCAGCAUGGCCAGCUGGGCUACUCUGGCCUCCCUGGCCCUCUUCCGCCUAGUGCCGCUAGGGUGGAUGAGUCUGUGGCUGUUCCGGCACCACCACCAGGUGCCUUCUGCUCUAGUUGUCCUUGGUGGAACUGGUCUGGUCACUGUGGGUACCAUGAGUAUCAUACUGGGUGUCUGCAUUCUAGUCAGUGAUGUCCUGCGGUCUCAGCCCCACCCAUCCACCCCGGGCACAAGGAGACCAGAACAUGUUGUGAUAGUGAGCCUGCCAGGCCUGACCACAGGGACACAUCCAUUCUCAGCCUGAAAGGCUAGAGAGAAGCC